UCCGGCAGAAGUCUCCACCACCGCCGCCGAAGAUUGCGUUUUGCUUUUUGUUGCUCUUUGUUGAUCGAACUGAUUCUAGAGAAGAAAGUUGUCUUCUUGAGUGUCUAUUUUGUUUGAUGAUGGAUGACACUGUGAAUGAGCUUCUAAGAAGGAAGAAAGCUGUCCUAAAUCAUCAGAUCAAGAGUGAUUUGGUUGCAUCCACACUUGCGAAUCAUCAGGAAAAACCUCAAGCUUUCUCCUUGCUACAACAGAAAGAUGUCCAAACUAAGAGUCCCGGCACGCAUUUCAGUAACUGUGCAGUUAAGGUUGGUGAGAAGAGAAAGCGGAACGAGUGUGGCGGCAUUUGCAAUACUGAGAAUCGUAGCAUGACUGAAGAUGUUGUAAAUCUAAGUAAAGACAGAAAUGUAGACAGCAAAAGAAGUGCGUUUAGUGAUAAUGGAGAUGCAACACAAGAGUUUGGAAGCGGAAAGCAACUCCCUGAGGUUGAUUGUUCUAAAGACCCAAUGUCAAAUGCUCAAGUGGGAGCUGUAGUGGGAAACUCUCGAAAUCUUGAGGUGGAUCAAAAUUCUGGUUUAUGUGAUUCAGAAUCAGGAGGUGUAGUACCACAAAAGAUUUCUGGAUUUGCUGGUUUGAAAUUUAACGACUUUGAUAAGCUGAGGGAAGAAGUAAACUUCGAAGUUGGGCAGACCUGGGCUAUUUUUGAUCCAGUGGAUGGAAUGCCUAGAUUGUAUGCUAAGAUCAUAAAAGUUUCAGCUCCUUGUUUUGGUCUUAGGAUUACAUAUCUAGAGCCAGAUCCAGAUGGUGAGAAAGAGCUCCAAUGGUUUGAAGAAGACUUGCCUGUUUCUGUUGGUAACUUCAGGCUUGGGGAAAAUAAGUGCACACAAGAUCGUUCAAUAUUUUCACAUGUGAUUCAUUGCAAUGAAUUAAGCAACACUCUUUGUUUCAGCGUCACUUGUCGUUUCAUCAACACUUGUCAUUUUAGUGUAUCCCCUAGAGAAGGCGAGACAUGGGCGCUUUUCAAGAACUGGGAUAUUAAGUGGUCUUCAGAGCCAGAUUCUCACCGCAAAUAUGAGUACGAAUUUGUCGAGAUUCUGUCAGAUUACGCUGAUGAAGCUGGUGUAUAUGUUGCAUACUUACAUAAAGCAAAAGGAUUUGCUAGUGUGUUCCUCCGAAUGGGAACUGGUUAUGAAGGUAUAUUUCGUAUUUUACCUCGCAGUUUGUAUCGGUUCUCCCAUAGGGUCCCUUCCUUCAAACUGACAGGAGUGAAAGGAAAAGAUAUGCCAAAAGAUGCUUAUGAGCUAGACCAAGCUGCCUUACCAGAAACAAUUGAAGAGAUCAUUGUGCCUUCAAACUCUGAGAGCAAUAUAAAGUCUAAACGCCAAGCCAUCUACAUUGCUAGCAAGGGAUAGGUUUUUCAGACUGGCCAGAUCUGGUCAUUUUACAGUGGUUAUGAUGAUUUGCCUCUGUACUAUGGUAGGAUUCAGAAGAUCACUUUUACUCAGGCAUUUAAGCAGGACCCUGUAAUUAAACUACACAUAGGUCGGCUAAAGGCUACCCAUUCCCCUAAGGAUGUUAUCGACUGGGAAGACAGGCAAAUGCCUGUUGGUUGUGGAACAUUCUACUCAAGAAACGUUCUAGAAAUAAUCACCCCAAAUGAGGUUUCACAUCAGGUAGUUCCUCAAACCUCAAUGGAUGGCAUUGAAUAUACUAUUCUACCCAAGAUUGGUGAACUUUAGGUGAUAUACAGAUACUGGAGUAGUCUUAUUGAUGUUGAGGACUUGGAGUUUGGUCUUUAUGACAUGGUUGAAGUUCUUGAUGACACUUUGGACUAUAAGGUCCAACUGCUGGAGUACGAAUCCGUUCAUGAUGAUGAUGAUGAUGACGAUGAAAAUGGGAAUAGGUUGUUCAGGGCAUGUACGGAGUAUACUUAUAACGAGGCUGAAGGGUCCGAACCAAUAUUUACGAUCCCAAAGUCGGAAAGAAUCAGAUUCUCGAAUAAGGUUCCUGCUUCUCGUGUAACCAAAGAGAUGCAUGGAGAGUUAAAAGAGUUUUUAAGUGUUGAUUAUAGGGCAACCCCUAUAAAUGUUAUACACUGUUGAACAGAGGAACUGAGAGAAGGAAAGGUAUGGGAAGCGCCAAGGAUUCCUUUUUGCUAGCGCUUGGUGCAUUUUGUGAAAAGGGUUUGUCUUUUUGGCUAAGAAUAUUCAAGACUUUCUCUAUGAUUUAAGAAAUGUAUUUAUCUAUUGAUAUGAAGCAGCAAGUAUUUGCAGGUUGGUCUGAAAUUUUCUUUUCACUAAAUGUGUCUUU
Arabidopsis thaliana (thale cress) is the source of this 2307-nucleotide messenger RNA. RefSeq lists its product as hypothetical. The transcript has 2 exons. Lineage: Eukaryota; Viridiplantae; Streptophyta; Magnoliopsida; Brassicales; Brassicaceae. The record is from RefSeq and is marked reviewed. Bases 117 to 1409 code for a protein of 430 amino acids.